Messenger RNA from Vigna angularis (adzuki bean), 795 nucleotides. RefSeq names its product non-specific lipid transfer protein GPI-anchored 31. Gene Ontology annotation, biological process: lipid transport. Lineage: Eukaryota; Viridiplantae; Streptophyta; Magnoliopsida; Fabales; Fabaceae. The record is from RefSeq and is a predicted model, not a curated record. The transcript is spliced from 3 exons. The coding region runs from base 100 to 636 and encodes 178 amino acids. Gene Ontology annotation, molecular function: lipid binding.
CAUAUGGAGCAUAAAGAGACACUUCCAAGUUCCAGCUCACAUUCACUGACUUAGAGAGAAGCGAAGCAGUGAGAGUUGAAACUCCAUAACACCUUACUCAUGGCAGCCAAAUGGUUUCUCAUUGCGUGCGUCGUGGCCGUGAUCUGGUCUGCUGACGUGGCUCCCACCGUCUCAUCGUCACACCACGCUCACGCCCAUGCCCCAGCACCCUCCGUCGACUGUUCAGCCGUCGUCCUUACCUUAGCGGAUUGUCUUCCCUUCGUUUCCGACGACGGCGCCCAAACCAAACCUCAGGGGACAUGCUGCUCUGCCUUGAAAACUGUUCUCACCACCGCUCCCAACUGCCUCUGCGACUCUUUCAAGAAUAGCGGUAGUCUCGGUAUCGCCAUAAACGUCACAAAGGCUCUCACUCUCCCAGCUGCCUGCAAACUCUCCACCCCUUCUCUCUCCAACUGUGGAUUGUCUCCUUCGUCUGCUCCUGCACCUGGUUUGUCUACAGCAUCUGGUGCAGCAAAUGGGUCUCCAGGUGGAGCUCCAUCAUCAACUCCUGGGAACGCAGCAUCAGCAGGCGGCCCUAUUUCUGCUGGAUCCUUUAUUAUUUGCCUCUUUGUGGUUGUAUCACUCAUUGCAUUUUGAGGUGAGGGACAUCAAAUGAGAGACUAUUUUCCUGUCUUUUGACUUUUCCAUGUUCUGUGAGACUUAAUGAAGUACACUGAGGGAGUUGAACCUACUCUAUGCUUGUAUAUUUAUGUUCUAUGAUGUAUACGAGUGAGUCUAUCAUUAUUAUUAUUAUUA